Adineta ricciae is the source of this 1671-nucleotide messenger RNA. The record is from the annotation of a GenBank genome assembly. Lineage: Eukaryota; Metazoa; Rotifera; Eurotatoria; Adinetida; Adinetidae.
AUGUGUGAGCUUGCAGCCGACUAUUAUGAGAACUUAUUUCAAGAGCCUGAAGUAAUUCAUCCUCAUCCAUACACAGACAGUCCCCCUGCACCUGACUGGGACAACGAGGAUGAAAUGAUACCUUUGAGCAAUUUUAACGAGUUAGUAGAAAUCAUUCACUCAUGCAAGAAAAAGAAAUCUCUUGACCCGAAUGGCCUCUCGAGUCACAUGUUUCGCUUUCUUCCCUCAAUGUAUUGGUCACUGUUGCUUAAAAUCUUCAACAAUUCUUUCUCGAACAGUUCUUUUCCCUCGAAAUGGAAAGACUCUCGUGUUCUAUUACUCGCUAAAAAAGAUCACAUAUGUAGUCCAGAUGCGACACGCCCAAUUUCACUCAUCGACUGUUUUCUCAAAGUGAAUGAAAAGAUCUUCCUUACAAGAUUUAAUGAUGUCCUUACUAGACGUGGUCUUCUUCCGGACUCUCAAUCAGGUUUUCGUUCACAAUUUCGCUUGCAAACGAGAGUUCUGCUCUUUUUCGACCAAAUACUCAGCCUAAUGUCAAACGGAUGUCCAGUCACAUCUGUUUUUGUCGAUUUCAAGAGUGCAUUCGACGCUCUAUGGUACGAUGGCUGUAUAGGCAAAUUGAAAAAGCUAGGCAUCCCAAAAAACUACCGGGAAUGGAUUAACACUUGGCUAAGAAACAGACGCGCAUUUGUUGAAAUUGGUGGUAAACGUUCAAGGUGGUUUCACAUAUUUAGAGGGGGCCCGCAAGGGUCCUGCUUUACGCCGACCCUUUUCAUCUGUUAUCACUCCGAUAUGAGUGAGUAUCUAAGUUCUUGCUUAAGCUUUAUGUUCGCUGAUGACCUCGCCGCCGUUCUGGCCGGCUCCAUUGGAAUGAAAUAUUCAAACCAAUGUCUAGAUCUUGAAAAGAAACUCAAACUUUUCUUUGAUGAUCUCGAAUUUUACUCUAUCUUGUCGGUUCAACCACUGAAUUACAACAAGACUCAGGCGAUUUUUUCAGCGAGAGCCGUUGGUAAUCCAAAAUUCAACUUGAGUUGCGGUGAACAUCCAAUUAUCUGGGUAAAGCAGUUUAAGUAUCUGGGGUACGUCGUUACACCCAAAAUCGGAUUCGGUCCUCUGAUUGAAAAAUGUACACUCAAGAUCAGACAGAGAGUUGCGCUUAUCAACUCAUUUCGAUUGUUUGGUCGAUCGUCAUCUAAGCUACGUCGUACUCUUUUCUUCGCAUAUGUCUAUCCGUUGUUCGUUUCGCUAUUUCCUGUUUAUCCAUUGUUCACUCCGAAUCAGCAACAAGACUUAAACCAUUUCUACUUCGUCUGCCUUAGAAGGAUCUAUCACUGUCUGCAUUUCAGCAACGAAUUCGUAUCCUAUGCGCUAAACGAAAAGUCACUCGAGGAUCGUUGUAGGACUUACUGGGAAAAAUAUUUUAUCGCACUCUCGAGUACAACUGAUGGCAGGCUCAUCUUUGAACAAGCUAACCUAAAUUUUUUUCGAGAGUCGUGGUUAGGCAGAUAUUAUCCCGUUAAGGGGGUUCAUAGAACCAAGCGAUUCAGUAGUCAUACUAGCUUACUCGAAAAAUGUGCUGCGUGGUGUGCGAGCAUACCGGAGAAUGACUCUGUUAUCGAAUAUGACAUAGACGAGGUGUGGACUCUUGCUGCUUUUCCUGAAACCUUCUGA